AUGACGUGGUGGGAGAUGCUUCUGGCAUCUGGAGAAGCUUUGCAGCUCCAAAUUGUCUGCUUUAAUUUUGAAACUGUGCAAGUUACCUGGAAUGAAAGUGAAUACCCUGGGACAAACUUGACUUUCCUCUACAAAUUCAGCGGUGACGAGGUAUAUGAUCAGUGUCCCAACUACACUCUCCAGCAAGGUCACAAUGCUGGGUGCCUCCUGGAGGCAAAAGAUCAAAUUUUGUAUUUUUCCAUCAGCAACGGAACACAUCCUCUGCUCACCAGGAGCCAGUGGGUCAGUGAUUACCUGAAACCCAGCUCCCCAAAAGACGUGAAACUCUUGUGGCAUCAGGAAGCGGUCACGGUGACAUGUUCUGACCUGUCCUAUGAUGGUCUCCUCUAUGAGGUCCAGCACAGGAGCACCUUUGACCUUGAAUGGCAGUCCAAGGAGGAGAGAACCUGUAAUGUUACCAUAGAAGGCCUGGAUGCUGAGAAAUGUUACUGCUUCCGGGCCAGAGUGAAAGCAACAGAGUCCAGCUAUGGCUCGGACACACAGCCAAGCGACUGGUCGGAGGUGACUCACUGGCAGAGCGGCGAGCUGAGAGAUUCAUGCCAGGAGAACCAAGAACCUUCCAAACCAAAAUUUCCCAAAUUUAUAUUAAUUUCUAGCCUGGUCGCCCUCCUGACAGUGUCUCUUCUCUUUUCGUGUUUAUGGAAACUGUGGAGAAUGAAGAAGCGCCUCAUACCCAGAGUGCCAGACCCCAAAUUCACCUUUCCUGGGCUCUUUGAGAACCACCGAGGAAACUUUCAGGAGUGGAUUAAAGACACCCAGAACGUGGCUCAUUUCAGCAAGACAGAAGGCGCAGAACGGGAGUGUGGUUUUGAGGAACUUCUGGUGGUCCUGCCGACCAAGACCAGGCCCAGUGCAUCCCAGAUGGUGGCGCCAUUGUGCCUGCAGACAGGGGAGGAAGAGGCCUCUGGGGGGUCCCUCCUGCUCCCUCGACGGUCCCUCCAGGGCGGUGACGUGGUCUCUCUUGGGGAUUUUACAUUUGUGGUCAAUGACAAUGCAUACAUGAUUUUGUGA
Messenger RNA from Cynocephalus volans (Philippine flying lemur), 1071 nucleotides. It is a transcript of the gene CRLF2, whose product is annotated as cytokine receptor like factor 2. The transcript has 8 exons. NCBI's taxonomy places the organism in Eukaryota, Metazoa, Chordata, Mammalia, Dermoptera, Cynocephalidae. Bases 1 to 1071 code for a protein of 356 amino acids. The record is from RefSeq and is a predicted model, not a curated record. Gene Ontology annotation, cellular component: external side of plasma membrane. Gene Ontology annotation, biological process: cytokine-mediated signaling pathway. Gene Ontology annotation, molecular function: cytokine receptor activity; protein binding.